This is a messenger RNA of Talaromyces rugulosus, 1569 nucleotides long. RefSeq lists its product as uncharacterized. The transcript is spliced from 3 exons. Bases 1 to 1569 code for a protein of 522 amino acids. Gene Ontology annotation, molecular function: monooxygenase activity; heme binding; oxidoreductase activity, acting on paired donors, with incorporation or reduction of molecular oxygen. NCBI's taxonomy places the organism in Eukaryota, Fungi, Ascomycota, Eurotiomycetes, Eurotiales, Trichocomaceae. The record is from RefSeq and is a predicted model, not a curated record.
AUGGCGAUCCAAGAAGUAGUCGAACGUUUGCAAGAUAAACUCACCACCCUACAAGUGGUCUUUCAGUACAUAGUCACGGGUCUACUAUUGAUUCCCGUGUUAUAUGUGCUGAUCAAUGAGUUUAUUCGCAGCGGGGCACGGAUUGCCAAUUUGAAGGGCCCCCGCGGUCUGCCCUUGAUAGGAAAUUUGCACCAAAUCCGGGUGAACGCAGCAGAGCAGUAUCGCCAGUGGGCGAAAAAAUAUGGCGGUGUCUAUCAAAUUCAACUGGGAAAUAUCCCGGUUGUUGUCGUCAAUACAGCCGGGGCAGCCAAGGUUAUCUUUGGAAAUAAUGCCCUGAGUUCCAGGCCUGAAUUCUACACUUUUCACAAGGUCAUAUCAAACACGGCUGGCACUACAAUUGGCACUUCUCCGUAUAGCGAUUCCCUCAAAAGACGCAGAAAGGGCGCCGCAUCUGCCCUCAACCGGCCUGCUGUGCAGACCUAUAUGUCGCAUUUGGACAUCGAGAGCAAAGACUUCGUCAAGGAGCUGCUUGAGUAUGGGAAAUCCGGGGCAGAGGGAAUUGAUCCAAUGCCAAUGAUUCAGCGCCUGUCUCUCAGUCUCGCACUCACGUUGAACUGGGGCAUACGUAUGGAUUCGCAACAGUCGGAUCUUUUCCACGAGAUCACGCAUGUUGAGGAAGAGAUCAGUCACUUCCGCAGCACGACCGGUAACCUGCAAGAUUACAUUCCGUUGAUCCGUCUGAAUCCGUUUAGCCUGGGUUCGGUCAAAGCGCGUGAGAUGCGUAACCGACGCGAUGUGUAUCUGACGGCUCUCAAUAAGGGGCUUGACGAACGCAUCGCCAAUGGGACCCAUAAGCCCUGCAUCCAAGCCAAUGUCAUAUUGGAUAAAGAUACAAAGCUAAAUAGUGAAGAGCUCACCUCAAUUAGCUUGACAAUGCUUUCGGGAGGUCUUGAUACCAUCACCACCCUUGUCGCUUGGAGUGUGGCUUUACUAGCUCAGCGGCCGGAUAUUCAGAACACAGCGCUGAAGGCAAUCCAGAAAACAUACGGUACCGAUCAGCCUCUGUGUGACGCGGAAGAUGACCAGCAAUGCCAGUACAUCGUCGCAUUGGUGCGCGAAUGUCUUCGGUACUAUACUGUUUUACGGCUGGCUCUCCCUCGUGUCUCAGUCAAGGACGUCAUCCACGAAGGAGUUCGCAUUCCAAAGGGCACUGUCAUCUUCCUAAAUGCAUGGGCCUGCAAUAUGGACCCCGAAGUAUGGAGCGAUCCUGAAGUAUUUCGACCGGAGCGCUGGUUCGAGAACGAGGAUGCGCCAAUGUUCACUUAUGGCAUGGGCUAUCGCAUGUGUGCAGGCUCACUACUGGCAAAUCGUGAGCUCUAUCUUACUUUUAUUCGCUUGCUCAAUUCUUUCCGUAUAGAAAAGGUCGACGACGUCGAUGUCCACCCAGUUCGUGGCAAUAUGGACCCGACCAGCUUGGUGUCGAUGCCGCAGCGUUAUCGAGCUCGCUUUGUGCCGCGAAAUAAAAAUGCUCUGCGCAACGCGCUGGACAAGUUUGUGGCUGUUGAGUGA